Messenger RNA from Fusarium vanettenii 77-13-4, 693 nucleotides. RefSeq lists its product as uncharacterized. NCBI's taxonomy places the organism in Eukaryota, Fungi, Ascomycota, Sordariomycetes, Hypocreales, Nectriaceae. The record is from RefSeq and is a predicted model, not a curated record. The coding region runs from base 1 to 693 and encodes 230 amino acids. Gene Ontology annotation, biological process: translational elongation. The transcript has 4 exons. Gene Ontology annotation, cellular component: eukaryotic translation elongation factor 1 complex; cytosol. Gene Ontology annotation, molecular function: translation elongation factor activity; guanyl-nucleotide exchange factor activity.
AUGGGGUUCACCGAUCUGCUAUCGGAUGCCGGUCUCACUGUUCUCAACGACUGGUUGAGCACUCGCUCUUACAUCACCAGCUAUUCGCCCUCUCAGGCCGAUGUCGCCGUCUUCAAGGCCUUGAGCGCCUCCCCUGAGGCCGCCAAGUAUCCUCACGCAGCGCGCUGGUACAAGCACAUCGCUAGCUACGAUGCCGACUUCGCCACCCUUCCUGGUGACGCGGGUAAGUCGUACACGGUCUACGGUCCCGACGUCAGCGUCGCCACUUUGAAUCCUGCCAAGGCUGCGGCUGCCGCGGAGGACGACGACGAUGUCGACCUGUUCGGCAGCGAUGAUGACGAGGAGGAGGAUGCCGAGGCCGCCCGCGUCCGCGAGGAGCGCCUAGCUGAGUACCGCAAGAAGAAGGAGUCCAAACCCAAGCCUGCCGCCAAGUCGGUGGUCAUAUUGGACGUCAAACCCUGGGAUGAUGAGACCGACAUGGCUGCUCUCGAGUUCGCCGUGCGCGGCAUCGAGAAGGACGGUCUGGUAUGGGGCUCUUCCAAGUUGAUGCCCGUUGGCUUCGACAUCAAGAAGCUGCAGAUCAGCCUCGUGAUCGAGGAUGAGAAGAUCAGCCUGUCCGAACUUGAGGAGGAGAUCCAGGAAUUCGAUGACUAUGUCCAGUCCACGGAUGUUGUCACCAUGCAGAAGCUGUAA